Molecule: messenger RNA, 637 nt
Organism: Calidris pugnax (ruff)
Lineage: Eukaryota; Metazoa; Chordata; Aves; Charadriiformes; Scolopacidae
Gene: MRPL50
Product: mitochondrial ribosomal protein L50
Exons: 2
Coding region: 30-512 (160 amino acids)
Cellular component (GO): mitochondrion; mitochondrial large ribosomal subunit
Source: RefSeq, a predicted model, not a curated record
GGCGGGAGGAGGCUGGGCGUCCUCUCAUCAUGGCGGCGCUGGCCGGGCUGCGGGUGGCGGGACGGCGGCUGGGCCUCGGCCUCGGCCCUCCGGCACGUAGGGCCUUUUGGGGCGGCCUGAGGAAGGAGGAAAAAGAAGUAGAAGUAGAAAAAGUAAUUCCUCAAGAGAAAAGUGAACCCAGCCUGAUCUGUCCCCCACCCCGCAGCAGAAGCUAUCUUCCUCCAGAGGAUAUACAGAGCUGCCUUGAGUCUCACGUCAAGGAGAUUUUUGGACCCUCACUUCCUCAUAAUUGGCAGCAGACACCCCUCCAAGAAAACAAGUUAAAAUAUCGCCUCCUGGCUCAGCUGGCAGCAGAACUUGGUCACGCUGUCCCCAAUUCACAGCUGCACCUGAUGCGCAGCGCUGGGGAUGUCUUGAAUUUCUACAGCACUCCUGUGAAGGAUGUGUCCAAGUUCGAUGAACUGUGCUCUGCAGAGCUACCCCCAAACCUGAAGAUUAUCUGGCAGCAGUGAGCCGUGCCACCAAGCACCACUUUGCUUGUGCUCCUAAGGCAGGACUGCAGAGCAGAAGCAGAGCCCUUUCAUCCUUGUAUUGACCGAAAAUAUAAGUACCGUUAAUAAAAGUUCAUUUAAUUGUC